GCAACAGUCCCUUCAUUACUGGAAGAGGAAGAGCCUUGAAAAAAAAAAAAAAAAAAGAGAAGGGGAAAUGGCAUUUCCCAAUUUGGCUAAUUUUAUCAUUAUACAGUGUUUCCACUUUUCACACUGCACCUCCAUAUCUACUUUCUACGUGAUCUUCAUCAGGAUUUGGGGGGUACAAGCAAGAAUUCGUGCCUCGGAAGCAGAUCCCUUUUCACUCCACGGCACUUAAAUCACUGCAGUCUCGGAACCCAUUAUUGCCUACUGCUCAUCAUCAUGCGUGCUACUAAACCCACUUCAAGAUUCAUCUACUUCAGCCUUACCCUUUUGAUAUUAUUGGGUUUCCUGGUCUCUACAAUUUCUGCUGAAGCCGGCAAAGAUGGCAACGAUGACGAUGAUUUGGAGGAGAUUGAAGAGCUAAUAGCAUUGGACGAGGAAGAAGAAGCAGGAGAACAAGGGCAAGAGGGAAGCCAUGUGAAAUUUUCUGAGGCCGAGGUUUUAAGCAAGGCUCAGAGGAUUGUGCUUGAACUGAACGGUGACAAUACCAAAAGGGUUAUUGAUGGGAAUGAGUUCGUUCUGGUUCUUGGGUAUGCUCCUUGGUGCGGCAGGAGUGCUGAACUGAUGCCUCAGUUUGCAGAAGCUGCAACAUCGCUGAAGGAAUUGGGAAGUUCUAUUUUGAUGGCGAAACUUGAUGCGGACCGGUAUCCCAAAGCAGCGUCGGUUCUUGGGAUCAAAGGCUUCCCAACUCUGAUUCUGUUCGUUAAUGGGAGUUCUCAAGCGUACACUGGCGGAUUUUCGUCGGAAGAAAUAGUGAUAUGGGUGAGAAAGAAGACUGGUGUGCCUGUUACUAGAUUAAACACCGUAGCUGAGGCAGCUGAGUUCCUUAAAAAGCACCCUGUGUUUGUUAUUGGCUUGUUUCAGAAUUUUGAGGGACCUGAUUAUAAGGAAUUUGUAAAAGCGGCAACUUCUGACAAUGAACUGCAGUUUGUUGAAGUGAGCAACACUGAGGUUGCCAAGGUUCUAUUCCCAGAGAUUAAAACUGUGAAGCAUUUUGUUGGUCUUGUCAAAAGUGAACCAGAAAGACACACUGCAUAUGAAGGCACCUUUGAAUUGUACGACAUAUUGCAGUUUUUGGACUAUAACAAGUUUCCAUUGGUCACUACAUUGACGGAGCUGAAUUCUGUCAGAGUUUACACCAGCUCUAUCAAACUCCAGGUUCUAGUCUUUGCAGAGGCUAAUGACUUCAUGAAACUUCUUGAGCCUCUUCAAGAUAUUGCCAGAAAGUUCAGAACAAAGAUAAUGUUUAUAUAUGUGGACAUUACAAAUGACAACCUUGCAAAACCCUACUUAACUUUAUUUGGGCUCGAAGAAUCAGAAACGACAGUUGUGACUGCUUUUGAUAACAAGAUCAGCUCAAAGUAUUUGCUAGAGUUAGAUCCGACACCAAGAAACAUAGAAGAUUUCUGUUUGGGGCUUCUGCAAAAUAGCCUGUCACCAUAUUUCAAAUCACAGCCAGUACCUGAUAAUAAAGAUGCACGCAUCCAAACUAUAGUAGGAAAGACAUUUGAUGACUUGGUUUUGAGCAAUACCAAGAAUGUCUUUUUAGAGGUUCAUACACCAUGGUGCGUUGGCUGUGAGACCACAAGCAAGAAAAUAGAGAAGUUGGCCAAGCACUUCAAAGGAUCAGAAAAUCUACGUUUUGCCAGGAUAGAUGCUUCUGCUAAUGAGCAUCCAUAUCUCCAGGUUUCUGAUUAUCCAACUCUUCUAUUUUACGCAGCAGGCAAUAAAUCCAAUCCGAUCAAGCUUUCUGCAAAAUCCAGUUUGAAGGAAUUAGCAGCAUUCAUCAACAAAAAUUUGAGUGCCCGAGAUGAAGUUACCAAAGAUGAAUUAUAGAAUUAGUGACAAAAACUGGUCUGAUUUAUCAACCAGAAAAACAGGUUAAAAAGAUAAAAUAAGAAGAAAUGAGAGCCAAGUCUAUUCAUAUUAGUAACCUAGUGUUGUUGGGUGCUUUUAAUAUUCUCAAGGUUGCUUGUGGAGUUAAUCUAAUGGAAAGCAUCCACCUUCCAUAAAAACAAAUGCUGCAAAGCUCAAACGAUGCCUAUAGUGUACCCUAUGGCAAGAAAAUUUUGACUAUUCUGAUAUAAUUUUUUAUAUAUUGAUGGCUGUCAAAAGGAUUUUCAGCAGCUUGCAGAGUGAAAAA
Malania oleifera is the source of this 2197-nucleotide messenger RNA. RefSeq names its product protein disulfide isomerase-like 1-6. NCBI's taxonomy places the organism in Eukaryota, Viridiplantae, Streptophyta, Magnoliopsida, Santalales, Ximeniaceae. Gene Ontology annotation, molecular function: protein disulfide isomerase activity. Gene Ontology annotation, cellular component: endoplasmic reticulum. The record is from RefSeq and is a predicted model, not a curated record. Gene Ontology annotation, biological process: protein folding; response to endoplasmic reticulum stress. Bases 274 to 1890 code for a protein of 538 amino acids. The transcript is spliced from 12 exons.